Molecule: messenger RNA, 1538 nt
Organism: Impatiens glandulifera
Lineage: Eukaryota; Viridiplantae; Streptophyta; Magnoliopsida; Ericales; Balsaminaceae
Product: beta-fructofuranosidase, insoluble isoenzyme 1-like
Exons: 5
Coding region: 6-1538 (510 amino acids)
Biological process (GO): carbohydrate metabolic process
Molecular function (GO): hydrolase activity, hydrolyzing O-glycosyl compounds
Source: RefSeq, a predicted model, not a curated record
CACCAAUGUAUUUCAAAGGCUUAUACCAUCUAUUUUACCAAUACAACCCCAAGGGUGCCGUUUGGGGCAAUAUUGUGUGGGCUCACUCUGUUUCAACGGACCUGAUUAACUGGAAACCGCUAAAUCACGCCAUCUAUCCGUCCAAACCAUUUGAUCAAUUCGGAUGUUGGUCUGGUUCGGCCACUAUUCUUCCGGGUAAUAAACCUGUUAUUCUUUACACAGGUAUAAUUGAUGGAAACCAAACCCAGGUCCAAAAUUACGCCAUACCAGCUAAUUAUUCUGACCCGUAUCUUCGAGAAUGGGUAAAACCCGACAAUAACCCAAUAAUUUCGGCAGUUAUUGGAGUUAACCGAACAGCAUUCCGGGACCCGACAACUGCUUGGUUUAAUAACGGGCAUUGGAAAAUUGUUGUGGGUGGUAGGAGGAGGGAAAGAGGGAUGACUCAUUUGUAUAGGAGUAGGGAUUUUGUAAGAUGGACAAAAGCACAACAUCCUUUGCAUUCUAAAGCGGGAACUGGAAUGUGGGAAUGUCCUGAUUUUUUUCCGGUUUCAAAGACGAGUCCAAAUGGGGUUGAGACAUCUAUGGUCGGGAGUGAUAUGAAACAUGUGUUGAAAGUGAGUCUUGAUGAGACUAGGUUUGAGUAUUAUACUAUUGGAUCGUAUGAUUUGAAUGUUGAUAGGUAUUACCCGGAUGAUGGUUUUGUGGAUGGAAGAAAUGGGUUGAGGUUUGAUUAUGGUAACUUUUAUGCGUCUAAAACUUUUUUUGAUUCGGUUAAGAAUAGGAGGAUUUUGUGGGGAUGGUCUAAUGAAUCUGAUACAACAAAUCAAGAUAAGGAGAAGGGAUGGGCCGGUAUUCAGACAAUUCCGCGAAAGUUAUGGCUAGACCCUAGUGGGAAGCAAUUGUUACAAUGGCCAAUUGAAGAGCUUGAGGAAUUGAGAGAGGAGAAAGUUGAAUAUAACCAUCAACUUCUCAACAUUGGAGAUGUUAUUGAGAUUACAGGAAUUACACCAGCCCAAGCUGAUGUUGAAGUGAGUUUCUCAUUUGAAAGCUUGAAUGAAGCAGAGGAGUUUGAUCCAAAGUGGUCUCAAUGGGAUGCCCAAGAAUUGUGUAAGAAUAUGGGCUCAACUAAACAAGGUGGUCUUGGGCCUUUUGGUCUUUUGACACUUGCUUCAAGGUAUCUUGAGGAGUAUACAUCUGUCUUCUUUAGGGUAUUUAAGGCCCAAGACAAGCACGUGGUUCUCAUGUGUUCUGAUGCUACAAGCUCAUCUUUAGAUGGUUCUACCUAUAAGCCAUCACUUGCAGGCUUUGUUAAUGUUGACUUGACAAAGAAGAUGAAGCUCUCAUUGAGGACAUUGAUUGAUCAUUCGGUGGUGGAAAGUUUUGGAGAAGGAGGGAAGACAUGCAUUACAUCAAGGGUGUAUCCGAAGCUAGCUGUAAUGGAUAAAGCUUACUUGUAUGCUUUCAACAAUGGUUCUACACCGGUGCAUAUUGAGGAUCUAAAUGCUUGGACUCUUAAAAAGCCUAUGAUGAUGAACUAA